GUUGUCAAGUUGUUUGGUUUUCUUGCUGACGAUAUUUCGUAUGAUGUAACUCGAAAACUCAGUUUUGGUAUUGGCCUAUUCGUAUCUAAUAUCGAAUAAUAAUUCAUUUGCAGCUCGGGCCCUUACUUACAUGUAUUCCUUAACCUGCAAGGCGAAGUCGUGCUUGCUUGCUGGUUUUUAGGGGUAUGAGCCACUCGCCGAAAUGAGUCAAAACUUGUCCCAAGCUUCUUUUUUGGUGGGUUCACUUCAAAUAAAUGUAGCACGACAACUUCCCGUAGGUUUCUCAAGGAACGCUAUUAAACCCGACGGGUCCCUGGAAAUAUCUCAAUCUUAAAGCUUAAGCUGAAAAACAAAGUUAAUGCAUGCAUCUCUUUUUUAUUCACUUGAAUAUUCAAUCGCAUUAUUGUUAUUAUUCAAGUCGCAAUGUCUGAUACCUCUGAGUUAGGUGAAGACGACCUUGUCGAAUUAUCACUGUUGCGCGACUUCGAAAUUGACGAACUGAUCCAAGCUGGCUUUCUAAGCGAAGACGAAAAGCUGACAACGCCAUUGGACAAUGAAUUGAUUAUCCAAUAUGACGAAUUGGACCUGCAUGUAACUGCUGGUCCUUCUUAUCCAGCUACAACAGUUACCUGGAAGAUCGACAAUCAUGCAACAUCGAGAGAGGUGGUGGAUGAUCUGCGAGCACAAUUAAAGCAAAUUGUAGAGGAAUCUGCAGCCACGAACAACCCGGAGAAAUGGAGAAGGCGGGGAGAGGAGUGCUCAUUCGGUGUCUUCGAACCGGCCAUGGUGGUUUUGGAGCUUGCUAAAAAGACAGCAUCUCAUUUGGAGACAUGGAGACAUCGGAAGGCAGAAAAGACGACAGCUCCAAAGAAAAAGAAGAAGAAAUCGGAAGAGCAAUCGUCGUAUCUUCCAUUUGAGACGAAGAUGGAGAGGCCUAUUACUACGAUUAGUGACGUGGUGUACCAAUACCUUCAAGAAACGCCACAGCAAAUUUGCUCUCGGAUCCCUCCCUAUUACAGAAUCCUGCAUAUAGAGGAAGUUGUAAGGGCUGAUCUAGCGCAGAAAUUUCAUGAAAAGCAAAAAGAGAUGAGGAAGAAGUUGAGGUCACAACCUACCGAUGUACUUCGCAAGUAUGUCCCGCCUUAUCUGCACCAGACCAAGCGAAAAGAAGUAAUGGUAGAUUACGCUGUAAAGCCACGUCUUACUUUUCAUGGCACUUCCCGGCAGGUUGUGCCGUCCAUUGUGCGCUAUGGCUUCCUCAAGCCCGGUGGAAAAAAUCCUGGCACGAAUGAGACUCACACGAUUCGCUGUGGCGCGACAUAUGGCCGGGGCAUCUACAGCUCUCCGAAUCCGGACUUCUCGCUCAGUUACACAGGCGACUAUUGCCACGCCACCAAGCCCAAUGAGUUCUUCGGCAUCAAGCUAAUUGUAUGUGCGACGCUCAUGGGGGUUUCGGCCAAUAUGACGCGGAAUGAUAAUUGGCGGGAACAGUCUGAACCCUACCCCGGAGCUGAUUCGCACGUCGCUAAUCGUGAUCUUGAGUACAUCGUCUUCGACACCGCUCAGAUCCUUCCAGUUUAUGUGAUACACAUUGACUGGGGCCAAGAAAAUGCUCAGCACUUUCUAGACCUGCCCAAGGAUCCAGGUCACUUUAUCCCCUCGCAGACGAAGACACAUCCGAAACUGUUGAAAGACGUUCGCUGGCCCUAUCAAAUCCAGGCCCAGAAAGCGGCCGCAUUUGCCAGCGCUGCUAAGUGGUUCCCUUACGGUUAUGGCCCCUCGACCGGCUCGAAAUUCGUUGUUGAGGAGGUGGGCGAGGUGGAUGAAGAUGAAGAGGAGUACGGUGAUUACCAAGCACUCCGAGGUGAAGAGAUCAAGGAAUUGACAAACUAUGAUUUCUGGAGCUGGGUUAAAGUUGGUGUGGAGAUGGAUAUGGCCGCCGUGGGUGGUGACUCCGCCAAUGAGUAUGCCAGGCAGCGCCACUGGAAUGGCCCUGAGGUUAUGGGAGGGGGUUUGAUACCAGAGUGGGAUGAACUUCGUGAUCCUAGGGAGGAGGAUGGUAAAGGGGAUGAUGAUAAUGAGAAUGUUUGGGAAGAGGAUGGCGAUUUAGGCCUGGAUCUUCUCACGCUUUAAAGGAGUUAUAGUCGAGAUACCCAAUUGAUAUUGAUUCAUGAGUACCUAUAAUCGAUGAAGUGCAAUAAUACAUUACUGACAUCUGCACUUAAAUUCGAUCGGUCUUGCAGAUUAGCAGCAUUUAAUAGUGAAUCUUGU
Hypoxylon trugodes is the source of this 2271-nucleotide messenger RNA. Its product is annotated as ADP-ribosylation. The record is from RefSeq and is a predicted model, not a curated record. The transcript has a single exon. Lineage: Eukaryota; Fungi; Ascomycota; Sordariomycetes; Xylariales; Hypoxylaceae. Gene Ontology annotation, molecular function: NAD+ poly-ADP-ribosyltransferase activity. Bases 424 to 2133 code for a protein of 569 amino acids.